ACGUAUAAACAGCUAACUCGACAUCGCAUUUUUUUUCUUCUAGUUUUUCCAGAGCUAAACUUCUGUUACGUUCUGAUCCAGUUUCGCUAUUCACUGUCAAAAUGAGUAACCACGUUGAGGUGAAAAACAUUGAACCGACCACCUUUGAGGACCACUACUACGAUGAAUAUGAAUAUUAUAACUUAACAGACCGUUAUACCGAGUGCACUACUCGCAAGGGCAGGACGAAGAAGGAGGCGAGUUGCAACACGAACAGACCUAACCCCGGUGGACACGAGCGCAAAAUAGUGGAGAAACUCCAGAACGCUGAGAAGAAAUCCAAAGAGUGACGCAAUAGAGAUUCAAUCGGACGGCUAUAACUGGCAAUCGACCACAGGUGCCUUCGGGCGCUGGCCUGCAGGAGAGACUUCAUGAACCUCCGCCUCAGGAUCAGAUGAGCGGGAGAAGGCUGAGUGAAGCUCCCGGUCCAGUGACUCGUGAAGUGGGGAGUUUUGUUAGGCGUGCACUGCUCUUGUGUAGAAUGCGGUGGGCCCUGAAGAACGAGCACCUGUUCAUAGGAACCGAUAUGCUUGUGGUGGUGAAUGUACGUUUUAAAUCGGAGCUUUGACCAAGUGUAGAUUUUAUUCUGUUUGGUGUUUUUAAAUGGUACAUUUUAAAAAGUUUUUCUUUUAAUAAAGACACUUUUCCAUCAAACUUGA
Messenger RNA from Rhinichthys klamathensis goyatoka, 698 nucleotides. RefSeq names its product nuclear protein 1b (gene nupr1b). NCBI's taxonomy places the organism in Eukaryota, Metazoa, Chordata, Actinopteri, Cypriniformes, Leuciscidae. The record is from RefSeq and is a predicted model, not a curated record. The transcript is spliced from 3 exons. Gene Ontology annotation, cellular component: nucleus. Gene Ontology annotation, biological process: negative regulation of cell population proliferation; regulation of transcription by RNA polymerase II; negative regulation of cell cycle. Bases 102 to 329 code for a protein of 75 amino acids.